Striga hermonthica is the source of this 164-nucleotide messenger RNA. NCBI's taxonomy places the organism in Eukaryota, Viridiplantae, Streptophyta, Magnoliopsida, Lamiales, Orobanchaceae. The record is from the annotation of a GenBank genome assembly.
GUUAGGGACUUCCAUAUUGCAAAAAGGGAGGAAGAUAUAAGUUCAUAUGCCGGUUAUGUGGGAGCUUCAUUCAUGUGUGGCAGAGCUUUCACUUCUCUUCUAUGGGGAUUUAUUUCUGAUAAAUAUGGUCGGAAGCCAGUAAUAAUCUUCGGCACAAUUACAGU